AUGAUUUGGAGUGACCUCAUCCAGCAAAUAAUCUUCCUUUCGCUUAUUGGACUUGGAAUUUCAGGAAACUUCCUUAUAUUUGAGAGACAUGUGCACACAUUUAUCAUGGAUUCUGAGAAAAAACCUAUAGACCUUUUCUUCACUCAUCUGGCCUUUACAAAUGUAAUCAUUAUUUGUACCUCAGGGGUCAGGUAUGUAGCCACAGAACUUCAUUUCAAAAAUGUUCUAGGUGAUGUCGGUUGUAAAACUGUGGUUUAUCUUGGAAGGGUGGCCCGGGGCCAUUCCAUCUGCACCACCUGUCUCCUUAGCAUGUUCCAAGCUGUCACCAUCAGUCCCAGGACCUCCUUGUGGAGAAAGCUCAAACCACAAGCUGCAUGGAAAGUUCUUCCCUUUCUCCUCCUCCUUUGGGUCUUUAAUGCUCUCAUAAGCUCCAACUUGCUUCAUCACAUCACAGCAGGCAGCAGCAUGAAUAGAUCUAGAGUUGGGGUGAUUGAAGGGUAUUGCUACAUGCUGCGGUCCAGGUUGACAGUUAAGUGGCUUUUCCUCUCCCUCAUGGCUCUUCGUGAUGUCAUCUUUCAGGGUCUGAUGGGCUGGAGCAGUGCUUACAUGGCUCUCCACCUCUAUAAACAUCACAGGCGUGUCCUCUACCUUUACAGUUCCAGGUUUACAAAUAGUGCCAGCCCAGAAAUCCAAGCUACAUGGAGUGUUCUCAUUCUUAUGACCUGCUUCCUCGUCUAUUACUUGGGAGAUUUCAUCUUCUCCUUCUACAUUGGCUCAGUCUUGACCUUUGACUCCAUAAUAGUAAAUGGAAAAAUGUUUCUAGGACUUGGCUAUGCUGCUCUCAGCCCCUUUGUCCUGCUAAUAAAGGAUUUCCACCUGGUGUGCUGCUGGCACAGUCAAUGA
Messenger RNA from Psammomys obesus (fat sand rat), 903 nucleotides. RefSeq names its product putative vomeronasal receptor-like protein 4. The coding region runs from base 1 to 903 and encodes 300 amino acids. Gene Ontology annotation, biological process: G protein-coupled receptor signaling pathway. Gene Ontology annotation, molecular function: pheromone receptor activity. The record is from RefSeq and is a predicted model, not a curated record. Gene Ontology annotation, cellular component: membrane. The transcript has a single exon. Lineage: Eukaryota; Metazoa; Chordata; Mammalia; Rodentia; Muridae.